AUGCUGCUGCGAGAGUUGGUUGAAAGAUGGUCUCACCAUAAAAGAUUGGUUGAACUCUUAUCUUGUAUCUUCUUAUACCUUGACCGUUGCUAUACUUUUCGAAGAUCACUCUUAUCAAUUAAAGAAGUUGGCAUGGGCUGUUUCCGUGACCUGGUUUAUUACAAGCAGCAAUCCAAGAUUAGAGAAGCUGUACUAGCAUUAGUUGAUAAAGAGCGAGAAGGGGAAGAUAUUAAUAGGAAGCUAAUGAAAAGAGUAUUCGACUUUUACGUAGAGAUGGGAAUGGAAAGAUAUGAGCAAGAUUUUGAGAGGUUCAUGCUUAAAGAUACAGCGUCUUACUAUUCUCGCAAGGCAUCAAGUUGGAUUCAAGAAGAUUCUGUUAACGAUUAUCUUCUUAAGAUUGAAGAAUCUCUAAAAAAGGAGAAGGAGAGAGUGAGUCACUACCUUCACUUUAGCAGUGAGUCAAGUCUGGUUAAGGUAGUAGAACAUGAGUUGUUUGUUGUUCAUGAAAAUCAGAUUCUAGAAAAAACGCACUCAGAAAAGCAAAUCAGCUUGGGACGUCUUGCAAAGAUAUUCAAGCAGCAUGUCACAGACACAACUAUUAAUGACAAGGAACAGGUUCUUAUCAGAAAAUUAAUCGAGUUACAUGAAAAAUACAUGGUCACCGAGUGUUUUCAGAACCACACCCUCUUUCACAAGGCUUUGAAAAGGGCAGUCGCUGACGAAUUACUGGCAACAUUUUGCGACAGAAUUAUCCUUAAGAAAUGGGGAAGUGAUGAACUGAGUGACGAAGAUAUUGAGAAGGUGGUCCUAUUCCUUGCUUAUCUAAGUCAUGAAAAGGAUAUUUUUGCAGAGUUUUACAGGAAGAAGCUGUCCCUUAGGCUCUUGUUGAAUCGCGGUGUUAGCGAUGAUCAUGAGAUAAGUAUCCUUACAAAGCUCAAACAACAACAUGUUGGACAGUUUACUUUUAAGAUGGAGAGAAUGGUGAAUGAUUUGACAUUGUCAAGAGAAAACCAAAACAGCUUCAAGGAGUAUGUAGCCAAUAACUCUGUUGCAAAACCAGGGAUUGGUUUGACCGUCACGCUUCUUACCACCGGUAUUUGGCCAAGCUACAAAACGUUUGGCAUUAAUCUACCAAGUGAAAUGGUCAAGUGUGUUGAAUUUUUCAAAGAGUUUUAUGAAAAGAAAACUAAAGGUAGGAAACUUACAUGGAUCCAUUCACUAGGAACUUGUCACGUCAAUGGAAUGUUUGAUCAAAAGCCCAUUGAGUUGAUUGUGUCUACUCACCAGGCUGUUGUGCUUCUACUUUUCAACACAAGAGACAAACUGAGCUACAGUGACAUCCAAACUCAACUGAAUGUGGGCCAUGAAGAUCUAGUGUGGUUGCUUCAUUCCUUGUCAUGUUGUAAAUACAAGAUCCUUACCAAGGAGCCAGCCACAGAGACUGUUUCCAGGACUGAUGUUUUUGAAUUCAACUCAAAAUUCACUGCUAGAAUGUGCAGAGUAAAAAUCCCUCUCCCUCAUGUUGAUGACAGGAAGAAAGUCAUUGAAGAUGUCGAUAAAGACAGACGCUAUGCAAUUGAUGCUGCCAUUGUCAAGAAGGGGAAGAAAGCAUUGGGACAUCAACAACUUGUUUCUGAGUGUGUCGAGCAACUUAGCCGGAUGUUCAAGCCUGAUAUUAAAGCAAUUAAAAUCCGUAUUGAGGAUUUAAUAACCAGAGAAUAUUUGGAGAGGGACAGGGAGAAUCCUAACAUGUUUAGGUACUUGGCGUAG
Molecule: messenger RNA, 1770 nt
Organism: Raphanus sativus (radish)
Lineage: Eukaryota; Viridiplantae; Streptophyta; Magnoliopsida; Brassicales; Brassicaceae
Product: cullin-1-like
Exons: 1
Coding region: 1-1770 (589 amino acids)
Biological process (GO): ubiquitin-dependent protein catabolic process; protein ubiquitination
Cellular component (GO): cullin-RING ubiquitin ligase complex
Molecular function (GO): ubiquitin protein ligase binding
Source: RefSeq, a predicted model, not a curated record